Seminavis robusta is the source of this 324-nucleotide messenger RNA. Lineage: Eukaryota; Bacillariophyta; Bacillariophyceae; Naviculales; Naviculaceae. The record is from the annotation of a GenBank genome assembly.
AUGCUAGUUCGAUUGUUGGAACGAGCAGGACACCAGUGCUUCUCUGCAUGCGACGGACAGGAAGCCAUUGAUACCGUUGUGGCCAACCGGAAAGCCGCUACGAGUACGGCUGAUGCGCAGCGCGACGAAGGAACCAUUGCCCCGGACAUGAUCGACACCGUGCUCAUGGACUAUGAGAUGCCAGUCAAGAAUGGACCAGACGCCACGUUUGAUCUGAGACAGCUGGGGUUUAAAGGGGCAAUUAUAGGUGUUACCGGGAAUGUCCUUCAUGAGGACGUCGACUACUUCAAAAAGAAGGGCGCAAACGAUGUCCUACCCAAACCG